GCAAGUGAGAGUUACCUGUAAUCACCUGGAUACCUGUCAGGAAUUGCUGGGCUAGAACUGUAUUCAGAAUGUUAUGAAUUUAAACUUAAUGGACUUCACAAUGGAUUGUUACUUGUUGUCUGCACUCUUUCUGGGAACUGUACUUGGAAACAUUGAUGGAAGCUGCCAUGACUUCCGAAGAACAAAAGUGCAUUCCCUACAUGUGCAGCUUUUGGAAUUCAGACGAGAUGCUCAGCCAUGUGGCACUCCUGUGGAUUUAACAGCACUGGCACUGCAAGUGUCCAUGAAUCCUGACCUGCCUAUCACUCUUAUCAUUCAUGGGAAUCGGCCAUGGAAAGUUAGGCCUGCCUGGGUGGGAGUAAUGGGCAAAAAACUACUGACUGGCCAUAGAGGGAUGGUGUUUGCAGUAGACUGGCUGGCACCUAGAAACCAGGACUUGGUGACUGUGGCAACAGAAGUUGGUAAAGAGGUGUCAAAUGUAAUUCACAGGAUUCAGUCUGGUGGUGUUGACAGCAGAAAUGUUCAUUUGAUUGGAUUUGGGACUGGUGCCCAUAUUGCAGGGGUGGCAGGAGCUUUCCAUUAUGGCAAGCUAGGACGAAUUACAGGCCUUGAUCCUUUUGCUCGCAGAUUUUCUUCUACUGGACCAAGCCAUCAUUUGGACUACACAGAUGGCCAGUUUGUAGAUGUGAUUCACACAAAUUACCAAGCUAAUCCACCUAUUCCUGCUCUCGGAAUUGCUAGACCAAUAGGUCACAUAGAUUUCUUUGUUGGAAAAGGAAAAAAGCUAAAUGGCUGCCCUCGUGGACUCUCUGACAGAGAGAGUUAUGUUCUUUGCCACCACAGACGAGCAUACAAACUAUACCUCAGCUCUAUAUCUGGAAAGUGCCCUUUCACAGCAUUCCCUUGCAGCAGUUACUCUGCAUUCAAGAAGGCUGACUGUGUGAACUGUAAUAUUACGGGACUCACAACCUGUCCACAGCUAGGUGAUAACAUCUCCUGGCUGCCUCGUGAAAGGCCUGUUAAUUUCCAUCAUCUGAAAGCAUUCCUGGAUAUAACAAAGAGCCCACCAUACUGUGUGACAUAUUUCCUGCUGGAGGUGAAGGUUGGAGGCCAUAACUCCUUCAGGGCUUACCUGUUUCUUAGAUUAAAAGGGAAAGGGAUCCAAACAUCAUCUCUGCUUGCUUCUCGAUCCAUUACUUUAUUUGAGCCUGGAAAGGUAUACAAGUUUCUCAUUUCAGCAGACAAGAAAGGGAACUUCCAUGAAAUCCACCUACAGUUAUACACUACCAGAUAUGUGUAUUUGGAUGCUAGGAAGAAGAAACUGAUAGUGGAUCAACUAACACUCACACCUCUUCCACUCAGUGGCAGCUUUAAGUUGUAUGCAUCAAAUGUAACACUUACGGAAAAUAAGAUGAAGGCGUUUCCCUUAAGGAGAGUGGAAUGUCAUGAAUCAAACGAUAUCUCCAUCAAUGAAAUGUACCCCACCUGCAUAUAUCAUUGAGUUAAUGCAAGUGUUUAUCUGAACUGAUUUUAACUA
Molecule: messenger RNA, 1537 nt
Organism: Protopterus annectens (West African lungfish)
Lineage: Eukaryota; Metazoa; Chordata; Ceratodontiformes; Protopteridae
Product: lipase member H-like
Exons: 10
Coding region: 74-1501 (475 amino acids)
Biological process (GO): lipid metabolic process
Molecular function (GO): lipase activity; carboxylic ester hydrolase activity
Source: RefSeq, a predicted model, not a curated record